CUACCUGCAGGGAACUUGCAGCUCACUCUCUACCAGUAUAAAACCUGUCCCUUCUGCAGCAAAGUCAGAGCUUUUCUUGAUUAUCAUGGACUGCCCUAUGAAAUUGUGGAAGUGAACCCGAUAAUGAGGAAGGAGAUCAAAUUCUCAUCCUACAGAAAGGUGCCUAUCCUGCUGGCCAAUGCUGGGAGCCCUCUGCAAUUGAAUGACUCUUCAGUGAUCAUCAGUGCAAUAAAGACCUAUCUCAUUUCCAAGAAGAAUAGCUUAGAAGAGAUCGUGUCCUUUUAUCCUCCUAUGAAAACUGUGACUGAGCAGGGCAAGGAGGUGUUUGAGUAUGGGAAUAAAUACUGGCUCAUGCUGGAUGAGAAGGAGACGAAGCGAGUCUACCCUGUCAAAGAAGUGAGAGUGGAAGAGAUGAAGUGGAGAAAAUGGGCAGAUGAUUGGCUUGUUCACCUCAUCUCCCCCAACGUUUACCGCACCCCCAGAGAAGCCUUGGCAUCUUUUGAUUACAUUGUCCGUGAGGGGAAGUUUGGCACUGUGGAAGGCUUAUUUGCCAAGUAUUUGGGGGCUGUUGCCAUGUUCUUCGUUAGCAAGAGGCUGAAGAAAAGACAUCACCUUCGAGAUGAUGUCCGACAAGACCUGUAUGAAGCAGUUAAUGAGUGGGUGAAAGCUGUUGGCAAGCAUCGACUGUUCAUGGGUGGAAACCAGCCAAACCUCGCUGACUUGGCGGUGUAUGGGGUCCUCCGGGUCAUGGAAGGGCUGGAAGCAUUUGAUGACAUGAUGGUUCACACCAAGAUUCAGCCUUGGUACCAGCGCAUGGAGGAAGUAAUUCAAAAAGCUGCAGUCUGAUGCCAGCUGCAGCUGCCUUCCUGAAGUACUUGCAUGGUAAAAAACUUCAGAAGGAAUGGCAUUUAUUUUUUAAGAGUCAAAUG
Messenger RNA from Merops nubicus (carmine bee-eater), 929 nucleotides. It is a transcript of the gene PTGES2, whose product is annotated as prostaglandin E synthase 2. Gene Ontology annotation, molecular function: prostaglandin-E synthase activity. NCBI's taxonomy places the organism in Eukaryota, Metazoa, Chordata, Aves, Coraciiformes, Meropidae. The transcript has 6 exons. Gene Ontology annotation, cellular component: mitochondrion. The record is from RefSeq and is a predicted model, not a curated record. The annotation marks the transcript as partial.